Messenger RNA from Naegleria gruberi, 1125 nucleotides. RefSeq lists its product as uncharacterized. The record is from RefSeq and is a predicted model, not a curated record. Bases 1 to 1125 code for a protein of 374 amino acids. NCBI's taxonomy places the organism in Eukaryota, Heterolobosea, Eutetramitea, Acrasida, Naegleriidae. The transcript has a single exon.
AUGAAAAAACUCUCUAAUGCUCUCAAACCUUUAACAUUGCUCACUUUGGGAGGAGCAAGAGUGAGUUUGAGACCUACUAGUUUAAUUAUUAAUAAACUGCAAAGUAAGACAACUUUUGGAUAUCAUUCAACACACAAAAAUAAUAGUACAACAAAAACAACAUUAGAAGUUCCACAAACUUCCGAUUCAAAAGAAAAACAACAAUAUGAUUUUCAAAAAUUACCAAAACUUUAUUAUUUAUUUGUGAUUGGAGGCAGUCUUGUGAUUAUAGCAAAUUUUGUAGCAAUUUAUUUUGCAAAACAAGAAUUUGAUGAAGCAAUUGGAAAAUUCUCUUUGGAUUUUAUUGGAAAAGAAUCAUUUAGUGAUGAAGAAAUUGAACAAUUAAAAUCAUUGAUUAAAUCAACUACAGGACUUUUAAAAGUUGGAUAUUACCAAAAGAUUUUCUAUGAAUCAAAUUUAUUGAAAGAUUUAACAUCACUUCAAGGAAAAACAAUUACAAGUGAAACAUCUAAACAAUACGAAGUUCAAUUGUUAAUUGAUAAUUUACUAAAAAUUUUGGAUAAGUGUCCUUCAGAUGAAUUAAGAUCAAAACAAUAUUUAUAUGUUUCUCCAGACGAUAAUGAACUAAACCAAUGGGUGGAAAAGGAUGCAGAUACUUCUAAACAAGCUGGUAUUUCUUCCAGUUUCAUGACUUUACCUGCAUUUUACAAAACUCUAUGCUUUACUACUAUUGCAUCUCUUUCAUUUUUAAGACUUAAUAGAAUGCCUUAUAUUACUCAAAAGGGAAGAGUUACAAUUGUUUCAAUGAUUUUACUUUAUAGUGCAUGGGUUGGAAUGUUCAGACCAGCUUCAAUUAACAGAAUUUCUGGAAUUUUCAGUUCAUUAUUCGAAUCAACCAAAGAUGAUAAGACUACAAUUAGAGCGCCAUUCGUUCAUUUAAUUUUCCAACAAUAUCUUACAAUAUUUUCCUUCAUUAUAUGGUUGAUGAUGUAUAGAGCAAUCAAGUUUGUAAUUCUUCCAGAAUUAUUAUUAGGGUCUGAUGAACCAAUCAAGUUUUUGGAAGCUCAACAAGAAAAAGAGAAGAAGCAAUUAGCUCAAUCAACUUCAGAAAAUGAAAAUAAAUAA